Leishmania mexicana MHOM/GT/2001/U1103 is the source of this 2064-nucleotide messenger RNA. RefSeq lists its product as hypothetical. The record is from RefSeq and is a predicted model, not a curated record. NCBI's taxonomy places the organism in Eukaryota, Euglenozoa, Kinetoplastea, Trypanosomatida, Trypanosomatidae. The transcript has a single exon. The coding region runs from base 1 to 2064 and encodes 687 amino acids.
AUGGCGAGCCCGCCUCUGCGAGCGUCGGACCUGUCCUCGUCCAGCCCGAGCAUCACACCGCACCGGGAGCGAAUGCGCAACGUGGGGACCCCGCUCAGCAUCUCGAUCACUCACACUGACCCUAAAAGGGUGCUGACAGCAUCCUCCUCACGAGAGGAGGCGUUGGCACGCGAUGCCGUGACGAAGUUCGAGCAACAACUAAUGCAAAAGGAGGAGCUGUUUGGUCACUCGUGUCGCGAGGCCGAAGGCCGACGUCCCUCAAAAGCUCUAACCCCCAGCGGUGCCGGUGACACAAGCGGCAUCGAGGACGGAGGCCGCGCCCGUGGCAAGGAGUAUGUGGAAGACAGCGACGACGAAGAUUUGUACAACUCUCACGUUGCGCGACGAAUCCGCGCCUUUCUCGACAGCAUUAAGGAGGAGGACUUUACGUGCAAUCCGUCGCCGGUAGACGCGAUGGACAUGGAUGCUAACGGCGAGGGUAUAGACGAGGAGGCACUGCACCAGCAGCAGCUAAAACGGGCGACAGUCGAUGAGAUCCUCAGGAUUGCAGCGGAGGCGCAGCGCGAGCUUCUGAUUGCCCUUUUCGACGCCAUCACGCUGGAGACGGAGUUGACAGAGAUGCGCGAGGACGCUGCCGUUCUUGAGCGUGCCGUCAGCCAUCGGGAAGAGACCGUUGAGGUGCUGAAGAUGCAGCUCAGCAUAGCUGAUGAGUACAACGAGGAACUGUACAGCGCCAAGAGGGAGGCGCUGCGCAAGCUCAGUGACGCGAAGACAGAGAUCGCGCUGCUCAGCCAGCGCAAUGCAACGGUGUCGACGCAACUGCAAGAAAAGGAGAAGGAACUGCAGCUGAGUCUUGCGAGGAGUGCGAAUCACUCGGCGCGCGUGUCACCCCCGGCGCCGGAGCGCAGGGAUGAGGGUACCAUCACAACCACGGAGCUGCACUCGGUGUUGAUCGCGGCGCCGGCCAGUGCCGGGGUGCCCAACAACGGCAGUCUAUCCACUCCGUUCUUCCCGAUGCAGCACCGUGAAUGUGAGCUAGAGGCGAUGCUUCGGAAGCUGCAACUUGUCUGCGAUACGCUUCAGUCUACGGAAAAUGCGAGGACCGACCUAAAUGAGCUGCGGCGGCAGUUGUCGAUUGGCGUCAGGGAGUCGCGGUCCGACGCUGCCGCAUGCGGCUCUGCAAGCAGUGAUGUUGGCAUCCCUCAGCCGCGCGGAGAGAGAUGCGCCCCCACUGGCCCGCAGCAACGCCUGCUGCGACGUCGGGUUGACGACGUGGCGCACUACACCGACUCUCUCGAGAGCGAUAUACCGAUGCUGUGGACAAAGGCUCGGGCGCAGCCGGCGGAGUCGUCCGGUCUGGCUUCCGCAAGCGCCACCUCACCAGAGGGGCAGGGUGGUCGUGGUGGCUGUGCCGAGCCUGCAGACUCUAACCUAGCGUUUCUUCAGCAGCAGCUCGACCGUGCUCAGGCAGACGCGCGGCGGCUUGAGAGCGAACUGCGCGCAGAGCGUGAAAAGUCGCAGCGACAGAGCGCGGCCGAGAAAAAGCUCUUGGAGAAUGUUGCCUACCUCACCCAAAAACUGCGUGCGCGCGAGGCGCUGGAUCGCGAGACACGCUUGCAGCGCAGGGCUUCGCUUUACCCUCACCACUUCAGUCCCAGAGACAGUGCUGGUGUGCGACGCGGGGUGGGCACAGCCGCGGGGGACGUUUCUGGCGAAGGCGCCCCGCCGUCGAUUGUGAGCCGUGCGAGUCAGGACCCCGAUGCUGCCGGUAUGGGAACUGCCACGGCGGCUACCCGGAAAAGUCGCGCGAACUCACAAGAGUUGCGCCAGCGUAGAGAGUCCGUCUUUGCGGCGCUGCGCGACGCUAGAAAAGCGAGCGAUGAGCGCCGCUCCUCCCACGUAGAGAACACACGUCGCAACUCAGAUGGUCAGACGUCCUUCUCCUCUAUCCCUCUGACCUCCUCGUCGCGCGACGCAGCGCCAGCAGCGCUGAAGGCGAGCGGCAACACAGUCACGGGCGGCACGAGAGGUACCACACCCACUUUGACUUCGUCGCGCGGCUAG